AAGAUAAGUCAAAAUGAAAGUAUCCACUUCACUAUAAACCUUCUAAAGAGUAAAGAGAGGGUUUGUGUUGUAGACUUGUAGUUGAACAAAGAUGGAGGAAAGACUGAUUUCAUCAUCAUCUUCUAAAUCUUUCUUUCUUUUUUGGGCAAUUAUGGUUCUUCAUUUCCUGCUUAAAGCUUCUUCCAAUCCAGAAGGUGAUGCACUGAUUACAUUGAAGAGGAACUUGAAGGAUCCUAAUAAUGUUCUUCAAGAUUGGGAUGCUACACUUCCAAAUCCAUGCACAUGGUUUCAUGUUACGUGCAAUCAACAUAACAGCGUGAUCGCCGUUGAUCUUGGAAAUCAGGACCUUUCUGGUACACUGGUUUCACAACUUGGCGAUCUCUCAAAUUUGCAGUACUUGGAACUUUAUAACAAUAGUAUAACUGGUAAAAUCCCCGAAGAGCUAGGAAAUUUGGCAAAUUUGGUUAGCUUGGAUCUUUACUUGAACAAUAUAAGUGGUACUAUACCCAAUACAUUGGGCAAGCUUCAAAAACUACACUUCCUGCGUCUCAAUAAUAACACUUUGAGUGGCCGCAUUCCCGUGUCUUUGUCAAAUGUUUCUACGCUGCAAGUUCUUGAUCUCUCAAACAACAAUCUAGAAGGGGAUGUUCCAGUGAAUGGUUCAUUUUCAUCAUUUACCUAUGUCAAUUAUCAAAAUAAUCCUCACUUGCAACCGCCAAAAAUAAUUCCUCCACCGCCAUCACCAGCUUCUUCAGGUAGUCAAAAUACUGGAGUUAUUGCAGGAGGAGUUGCUGCUGGUGCUGCUCUGUUGUUUGCUGCCCCUGCAAUUGCACUUGCUUAUUGGAGAAAAAGAAAGCCACUCGAUCAUUUCGAUCACGUCUUUGAUGUUCCUGGUGAGGAGCAUCCUGAAAUUCACCUUAGUCUGCCUAAAAGGUUUUCCUGGCGUGAGCUGCUAGUAGCGACAGAUAAGUUCAGUAACAAAAACAUAAUAGGCAGAGGUGGAUUCGGAAAAGUUUAUAAAGGACGUUUAGCUGAUGGCACCCUUGUAGCCGUAAAAAGACUUAGAGAGGAAAGGACACAAGGUGGGGAGCUACAAUUUCAAAUAGAAGUUGAAAUGAUCAGUAUGGCUGUGCAUCGCAAUUUGCUCCGGCUUCGUGGUUUUUGCGUAACAUAUACUGAACGUUUGCUUGUGUAUCCUUAUAUGGCCAAUGGAAGUGUUGCAUCAUUUUUACGAGAACGUAGUGAAUCCGAUCCGCCACUUGAGUGGCCAAUACGGAAGAAUAUUGCGCUGGGAUCUGCCAGAGGGCUUGCUUACUUGCACGACCAUUGUGACCCCAAGAUUAUUCAUCGUGAUGUGAAAGCUGCAAACAUAUUUCUGGAUGAGGAAUUUGAAGCAGUUGUUGGACAUUUCGGUGUAGCAAAGCUUAUGGAUUACAAAGAUACACAUGCUACUACUGCUGUUCGUGGUACGGUUGGGCAUAUAGCACCUGAGUACCUGUCAAGAGGAAAGUGUUCAGAAAAGACGGAUGUUUUUGGAUACGGUGUGAUGCUUCUCGAACUAAUAAAUGGUCAUAAUGCUAUUGAGCUUGGAUGUCUUGCCAAUGAUGAUGAUCUGAUCUUGUAUGAUUGGGUUAAAGGACUUGUGAAAGACAAAAAGUUAGCUACACUUGUAGAUGCAGAAUUAACUGGAAAAUAUGAUUUUGAUGAGGUGGAGCAGUUAAUCCAAGUGGCUUUACUAUGCACACAAUGGUCUCCAAUGAAAAGACCAAAGAUGUCAGAGGUUGUGAGAAUGCUGGAAGGUGAUGGUUUGGCAGAAAAGUGGGAGCAAUGGAAGAUGCAUCACCUGAAUGCAAAGUGGAUAGAGUUAGAUUCAACUGAACGUUUCGAGGGAGAGGAACUCCCAGGUCCUAGAUGAUCGAUCCCUUUGAAGAUUCUAUCGCAUCGACAAGUGAAUACACAAUUCGUCUGCCUGAAAAAGAUAAACUUCAUUAUUUGUACUCUACUCUAGAAAACCAGAAGUGUCACACGAGAUCGUUAAUUUUCUUCCUCCUCUACUCUAGAAAAGUAAAUGUGUAAUGUAGCUAAAAAAUCUCAAUGGCUAACAUAGUGUUGUCAGUAUGAAUAAAAGCACUUUGUUUAUCACUAAUGAUGAGAGGAAGAAUAUUCUUCCAAUCGCUUAUUCUCUUCGCCUCAGAAGCACUUUGUCUGUAUGAAACAAUUUGUACAUAUAUUUUUCACCA
This is a messenger RNA of Vicia villosa (hairy vetch), 2240 nucleotides long. RefSeq names its product BRASSINOSTEROID INSENSITIVE 1-associated receptor kinase 1-like. The coding region runs from base 92 to 1915 and encodes 607 amino acids. The transcript is spliced from 10 exons. The record is from RefSeq and is a predicted model, not a curated record. Gene Ontology annotation, biological process: protein phosphorylation. Gene Ontology annotation, molecular function: protein binding; protein kinase activity; ATP binding. Lineage: Eukaryota; Viridiplantae; Streptophyta; Magnoliopsida; Fabales; Fabaceae.